This is a messenger RNA of Ustilaginoidea virens, 3405 nucleotides long. RefSeq lists its product as uncharacterized. Gene Ontology annotation, cellular component: cytoplasm. The transcript is spliced from 6 exons. Gene Ontology annotation, biological process: signal transduction; regulation of GTPase activity. Bases 1 to 3405 code for a protein of 1134 amino acids. The record is from RefSeq and is a predicted model, not a curated record. Lineage: Eukaryota; Fungi; Ascomycota; Sordariomycetes; Hypocreales; Clavicipitaceae.
AUGGCGGCCACGGCAGAGGAAUAUCUCGACCCUCUGGACGUUGACGAUAUAUUCCCUUGCAGGGCGUGCGGAGAGAUCCUUGAGGAAGGCAAAGCGUACGAGUUGGCCGGCAGUCGAUGGCAUAUCGACUGCUUCCGUUGUCACACCUGCGGCACCCAGCUCGAUUCGGAUGCCAAUCUGCUUCUCCUCGGCGACGGAUCCCUCAUCUGCAAUAACUGCACGUAUAGCUGCACCGCCUGCGGCUGCAAAAUCGAGGACCUGGCCAUCCUAACGGGAGAGCAAGCCUUCUGCGCCUCCUGUUUUCGAUGCCGGAACUGCAAGAGGAAGAUUGAGAAUCUGCGAUAUGCGAGGACGUCGCAAGGCAUAUUCUGUAUGGGUUGCCAUGAAACCAUCAUGGCUAGGCGGAGAAAGAAGUCCAAGGCCGCGUCGGCAGCCAAGUCCCGAGAAAAAGAAGCCGCAACCGUGAUAGAGAAGUCACUCCCUGCCUUGCCGCCAAAUGCUAUCCCCCCCAACGCCUUUUCAAACGACCGCGUCGACCCUGACUCUGAUACCCCUACCGAGCUCUCUCCCCGCCCUCAAGCCCAGACUGCGAGCAGUUCCAGACAACCCCGGUCCCCGGCAAGAUCGGAUUCGGGGUCGACGAAAAUGGAGGCCCUAAGCUUACCAGCUACUACGUACCGGAAAAAUCGCAACUCAACCAUUUACCAUAGCGCCGACUCGGGGCCGGGGGAUGGAGCGGAAAGCUUCUUCAUACCUGUGGCCCUAGACCCGAGCCCUGGCACUGUCAGCACGCCCAGGUCCGCUUCAGAUAACAACACAGCGGAGGGAGGGAGACGCAAGGAGAGGGACUAUUUCGGCGCCCCAAAAGGUUCCAGCCCCGAAAAACGAGACGACUCGAUCACCUCUACCCCGCACAUCGCCUUCCAGGAAAAAGGCCGUCAGGCGUCCUCGGACCAUGACGCGGCUCGACUCAUGCCAGGCAAGUUUUCAAAAGCCUCGGAGCAAGACCAGGGCAAGACAAGCUCUUCGUCCGGAGACGAGUUCAAGCUUCAAGACGCCCCAUCCGCGAAGAAGGGACCAUCAACGCGCAGCAACAGCUCACACUCGUCCCCUCUGCAAGACAGCAGCAGCAGUAGCAGCAGCAGCAGCAGCAGUAGCGGCUCCAGCAAGACAGCAAAUGGCGCGACGCGCAAGGAUGGCCACGCCAACUCGUCCGAAAUAGGAAAAGCCAGCGAGCCGCGGACAUCUGAAGAUGACGAUGCUGCCAAAGGCACGACGACGACGACGACGACGACGACGACCCGUCAAGGUCAACAAAAGACUAUUAUUCGCAAGGACGUUCCAUCGCCAGUUGCUAGGAGUGGCUCUCGACCGGGCCAGUUUGAUCAACAGCCCGGUUUGAGCGACACGUACACGCAACCUCGUGCUGCUCCUCCACCACCACCAGGUGUACAGGAUCAUACAAGUCGCAAAGGAUCGGCCAGCACGAAGGAACAGGCAGAGCCAAAGGUCUCCCCCAAGCUACCGAGGUGGAGCGCCGGAGGAGACUUCAGCAUGGAUGAAGACAUGGCUAGGAUCCUGGGCACCGAUGAGGGAUCCUCCUCCAUUCUGCGAAGGGUGUCAAACGCGGUGCGGCACGGUCGCACUGGUAGUAUCGAAUCUACCUAUCACCACCAUCCUUCCAGAAUGAGCCACAGCCGCAGCGUCAGCGAAACGACGCGAGGGACCGCGUCUCCCGGGUGGCCCAAGUCCCCCGCCGGCGACCAACAUGAUGAAACGUCCAACGACGUCGGCAGCCCUGUUGGGCUGUCGUCUCCUGACGAUGCUGUUGUGUUGAAGCGACAACUUAGGAAUUCGGAGCAACGAGUGGCUGAGCUGGAAAGACAGUUCACGGCGGAAAAGGACAUGAAGAAGCUGGAUCGAAAACUGGUGGAGAAGCGCAAGACGGUGUCUGUUCUCGACACGCAGACUGAGAUUAUGAUUCGCCAGCUUGAAGUGCUCGCUGGCUAUGUCGAGCGCGCCAAGGACACACGGACGCCAAUUGACCCCCGAGAGCUUGAAGACUCGGCCAUCAAGGAGUUUGUGAAGAAGCUGGAAGCUGUCAAGCAGGCCAUGUCGGAAGCGAUUGAGAGGCUCCACGAGGAACGCGAUCAACUUGUUGAAGAGAAGGAUCAGGCCAUGGCGGACAGGGAUCGGGCCUUGAUGGAGUUUGAGCAAAUGUCGUCCAAGAAUGCGCAGUUGGCGGACAUGAACAAUGACCUCACGCACCAGAUCCAAGAACGAUUCAAGUCACAGAUUGGGGAUGUCAAGUCACCCAACGGCCUGGGUAUCUACGGCAGCGGCAAGAUCGGCGGCGGCGGCGGCGGCGGCGGCGGCUCUUCAAUCAAUUUCGAGACGUCCAGCAUAGCGACCGGGGCCACUCUGGUGGGCGAGGAGGAACCGAUUGUCGAGAGCGGCCCGACGGUAGUCCAUGUCAGAAAGGGCCAGGCGAAGAAGUUCAACUGGAAAAAAGGUUCCAAGACGAUGGCGCAGAACGUUGCCAAGGGAGUCAACAGGGCGGUAGUCGCGUUCCAGCAAAACGAUCGAGAGAGAAUGCAACACCCGGGGCUGGCGGGGGACAGCAUCGGCCUGCCAUACAACAUGACGGUGGCGCAGGUAGAGGCGACGGGCCCGGCCGGCUUCGCCGCGCAGAACAAGCAACAACUAGAUCCGGCGGCCAGGCAAGGAUUCGGGUUUUUCGGCAAGAAGAAUGCCGUUUCAAAGUCGUCCUCGGCUGGAGCGAUUGCGGCGGCCGCAAUAGCGGCCGAACCCCCAUCCACGCUGUUUGGGUCGGAGCUGGUGGAGCGUGCCGAGUUUGAGCGUCGUCAGAUCCCGGCGGUUGUUACUCGAUGUAUCGAAGAGGUGGAACUUCGCGGCAUGGAUCAAGAGGGCAUCUACCGCAAAACCGGGGGGAAUUCCCAAGUCAACAUGAUCAAGGAGGGCUUUGAGAAGAAUGAAAACUUUGACAUUUCAGACCCGGAUAUGGACAUUACGGCGGUCACGAGUGUGUUGAAGCAGUAUUUCCGGAAGCUGCCAACACCUUUGUUGACUUUUGAUGUUUACGAGCGGAUUCUGGAAUCCAACGCCAUUGUCGACGAGGCCGAAAGAUGCAAUCACCUGAGGAGAACCUUUGCUUCCAUGCCGGAGAGGCACGGCGACUGCCUCGAGUUUCUCAUGUUCCAUCUGCACCGAGUAGCCCAGCGUGAGCCGGAAAACCUGAUGUCCCCGAAGAAUUUGGCCGUCGUGUUUGCACCGACGAUUAUGCGAGAUCUGAGCAUUGAGCGCGAAAUGACGGACAUGCACUCAAAGAACACUGCCGUGCAGUUUGUCAUUGAAAACACCAACCGUAUCUUUGACGAUGUUUGA